Nanorana parkeri is the source of this 631-nucleotide messenger RNA. Its product is annotated as hematological and neurological expressed 1 protein-like. Gene Ontology annotation, cellular component: nucleus. Bases 14 to 394 code for a protein of 126 amino acids. The transcript has a single exon. The record is from RefSeq and is a predicted model, not a curated record. Lineage: Eukaryota; Metazoa; Chordata; Amphibia; Anura; Dicroglossidae.
GCCAAAAGAAGCCAUGACAAGGACAUCUACGUUUAAGGGCCUGGACCCCGAAGGCCGCAGUAACUCUAGAAUCCUGAGACCUCCAGGCGGAGGCUCCAGCUUCUCCUUUGGUGUUGGCGAAUCACAGCAGCAGCAACUUCUUAGAAGACAUAUGAUGACCUCCAACAUAUUUGGCAUACCAGAUGAUGAACCAACUCCUGCAUCUUAUGCUUCAGAAACAGACAUCCCACACAGUUCAGCUUGUGGAAACCCAGAAGAUUUACAGAAAACGUGUAAUCAGGAAGAGUGUGGAGAAGCUGCUGAUCACAUGGGUGAAGCAGAAAUACCAGAAACAGAGUCUAGAAAAGAUGGCUCUCAAGCUGCUAAGAAAGCGUACAACCGGCUGCCCCUGUAGCAGUAGCCAGUAGGUGAAACCCUCCAGGAGGAAAGUCAAGUCUGGUCCUGGGCUAAAACUCUAAACUGCUCUAGCAUUUUCUCCCAUUUGACUGUACAUGUUUCUUUGUUUUAAACACUUUGUCCCAACCCUCUAGUUGUUGUGUUCUUGGAUCUACUGGAAACGGCAUGAAUGGUUUUCUAUUUUCCAUGUUUGCACUCUUUUUUUUGUUUAACAUAAUAAAGAACAUUUAACGGU